Molecule: messenger RNA, 817 nt
Organism: Topomyia yanbarensis
Lineage: Eukaryota; Metazoa; Arthropoda; Insecta; Diptera; Culicidae
Product: U11/U12 small nuclear ribonucleoprotein 35 kDa protein-like
Exons: 1
Coding region: 197-817 (206 amino acids)
Biological process (GO): mRNA splicing, via spliceosome
Cellular component (GO): U12-type spliceosomal complex; precatalytic spliceosome
Molecular function (GO): snRNA binding; mRNA binding
Source: RefSeq, a predicted model, not a curated record
CAAAAAUUUCAACAAAAAGAUCAUUGCUCUCUACCUAGUAAUAUUGUUCAAAUUUACCGAAUUACAUUGUGAAUCAAAGCAGAAAAAGUGUUUAAUGUUAAACAAACUACUAUUCGCAUUUGAAUUGAAUGCUUUUGCUCAAUCUUAAGUUUCUACUAACAUCAAAUCACCGUAUACCGUGUGCCAAGACCGAAAAAUGUCAUCCGGAGACGACCGACCCUCCGACUCAAAAACGACUUGGUCUAAAUAUGCCGAGAACGAGUAUGAUCCGAUCCGCGUAGGUUCUAUCGACGGAACCGAUGAAUUCCCCCAUGAUCGAGCGCUUAUUCGUGCGAUGGAAUCCAGAUACAAACCGAACGACAAAGUGGUUGGUGAUUCGUAUCAUACCGUUUUCGUCGGGCGCCUAAACUAUUCAGUCAGUGAAGAACGAAUACGGGAGCUAUUCGAACGUUUCGGAGAGAUUGUUCGCUGUCGACUGGUUCGCGAUAUUGAAACUGGUCUAUCACGAGGAUACGCAUUCGUAGAGUAUAAGAGAAGACGACACGCGAAACGUGCGAUCGUUGAAAUGCACGGCAGAGUAGUCAACGGGAAAGAGAUUCUGGUGGACGAGGAGUGGGAACGACGUCUGAAGAACUGGAAGCCUAGACGGUUGGGUGGUGGAUUCGGUGGAAUGAAGAAAAGUCAGCAGCUUAGGUUCGGUUGCAAAACUCGACCUUGGAAGCAACCAGUCACUUGUCAGAAGUAUUCCAGUAAGAACGAGUUCUUCAGACAAACUAAACAGCAGCGAGAAAUUCUCAGCAAGGUUAGGCUUUCUUAA